AGAUUCUUAUUCUUUCAGAUAUUUCAACUUAAAAAAAAAUUAAGAUUACUGGUGUAUUCUCUAUGAGGGACAAGAAUACUGAGAGUUUGAUCGGAUUCGGCGGCCAAACUCUCCCUAGAGAGGUUCUUCAUCUUAUCUUCAGCCAUCUAGAUACUGCUGAGCUGAAGACGGCCUGCCUGAUCUCCAAUCGUUUUUUGGAUAUCUGUACAAACAUCAUCAACACCAGGAGAAACAAAUCCAAUAUGGAUUCUAAAAAAUUACAGGAAAGCAAUUUGCCGGACUUAACAGAAAUAAUAUCUCCUAACCUCGCUGUACCAGCAGCCCUCGCCACCACAAUACCAGAGGUUUUAACACUACAAACAGAAGGUGGAUUUUCAAUAACAGUUCCACAAAACGCUCAGAUCGUUGUACCUGUCUUACCCGAGUGUAUCCCCCUGAUAGCUAAGGUUCCUGAUGUUGUCUACACAGAACCCUCAGUAUUAGGAGAACCCCAGGAGGUAAAGAUUAGCCAAGUAUUACCUGGUUAUCCACCUUCAUACGCCAGUGAUUAUAUUCCAGAACAGAUCAACAGUCACUCCUUCAACUCCUUCGUAAACACAAUAUCCUUCAAUGUAUCCCGGUAUCCAACCCUCUCAGAUGUUACAGACAGUAAAUCUUAUACACCGAAUUCUUCUAAGACCGAGAAAGGAUCUGAACCUGUUAAUCCUCCUCCACAAAAGUUUGAUUAUGUACCGGCGGAAUUUUUUUCUGGACCAGGCAGUAACUUUCAAACAGCUGGUGUUCGACAGGCCCAGAGUAUAUCCAAAGUCCCUCCCACAGUGCUGGGGAGUGGACGUAUCCUCACCCAGAUGACCACCCUUCCGACCUGCACACUUAUUGAACCCACCGUAGAGUGUUCAUCUGUAGCUGAAGAUGUUAACUCAAGAAAAGAGGAUGAUUCAAAGAAAAAUGGUGACUCAGAAAAGAGCGUGAACGAUGAAAAAAAGAUUAAAAACAUUUCAGAUGUUCUAGAAUGAUCAUACUACAAAAUAAAACAAACCCAAGAUUGAAAUAAUGAAGCAUUAAUAUGGUCGGGAACUGUCCUUUUAGAUGUAUUCUAUCGUAAAUCGAUUAAAAG
Eurytemora carolleeae is the source of this 1117-nucleotide messenger RNA. RefSeq lists its product as uncharacterized. Gene Ontology annotation, molecular function: protein binding. NCBI's taxonomy places the organism in Eukaryota, Metazoa, Arthropoda, Copepoda, Calanoida, Temoridae. The transcript has 11 exons. The record is from RefSeq and is a predicted model, not a curated record. Bases 63 to 1016 code for a protein of 317 amino acids.